This is a messenger RNA of Klebsormidium nitens, 300 nucleotides long. NCBI's taxonomy places the organism in Eukaryota, Viridiplantae, Streptophyta, Klebsormidiophyceae, Klebsormidiales, Klebsormidiaceae. The record is from the annotation of a GenBank genome assembly.
AUGGCGCAGCGCGGCAUUCUGCUGCGAGUGUGGGGCAUCGGGCCCGCUAGCUGCUGGCGGGUGCAGGGAAUGGCGCAGCGCGUGGGGCAGCGCAGCAAUUUGCAGCUGCCUUUUGGGAUGUUUGUGCAAGGUCGCAUUGGCGGGGAGUUACGAGCGGCGGCAAUCUGUGGCACAUGGCCAGGCGAGCUGCAGCAGACUGUGGCUGGUUUGGUGAGCUGGCAGUGGCAGGCGGCGGCAUGGGCGGGCAAGCUGCGGCGGGUGCCAGGGGUGGUAGCAUUCGACCUCUCCACAUCCUCUUGA